CGUUUAUAAAACACUAAACGGAGGCACAACCAGAUGUGUCCUCAGAGACAGACAGACAGAGAGAGAGAGAGGAUAUUUUCAUAAUACCAUAGUCUAGAACGAGAACUACUAGUACAGAAGGACUGAAGUACUAGAACUGUUCGCAUCGGAAGAGAGCCAGAGUGGGAGAACGAGAGAGAGAGAGAGAGAGAGAAAGAGAGAGAGAGAGAAAGAGAGAGAGGAUGGAUUAAUAAAUAUCAGCAUCCCUGUGUGCAGAAAAGAGAGACAGAGGAUGUAAGAGAGAGAGAGGAUGGAUUCAUAAAUACUAAGAUACCUAGGUCUUUGUUGGAGUUGUGGACAUGUGCAAUUAGUCUCCUGGGGUCCACACUUGACAUCACUCUGUUUGAGAAAACUAUUGCUAGAGGACACAGCCUGCUUCAAGAGACAGACAUAUGUUAUGGAUCAGGAGGAGUCUGCUAUGGAUCCUCAGCUCCCGGAGAAGAGGUACUGCGUCUCCCGGCCGAUCUACUCCACCCCGAGCUUUGAGGUGGACAGCGAGCGGCAGGAGCGCCAGGACAACAGCAGCCUGCGGCAGACGCUCACCAAUUCCUCUGGAUGUUCAAGCAAGAGCUCUCUCCAGAUGCUAAAAAGAUGUCUGCCAAUCAUCGACUGGCUCUCAAGAUACCCAAUUAAAGAAUGGCUCCUGAAUGAUGUCAUCUCUGGAGUAAGCACUGGAUUGGUUUGCAGCUUACAGGGUAUGGCAUAUGCUCUGCUGGUGUCAGUGGCUCCAGUAUAUGGACUGUACUCUGCUUUCUUCCCUAUUCUCACCUAUUUUCUGUUUGGGACAUCCAGGCAUAUAUCUGUGGGUCCCUUCCCGGUGACGUGUCUGAUGGUGGGGUCGGUGGUGUUGAGCCUGGUUCCUGAUCACCCUUCUGUCCUCCCUGGGAACGGCACACACCCCAACGGCACAGAGGAGGACCUGGAGGUCAGGAGGAUCAUGGUGGCGUCCACAAUGACUGUGGUGGUGGGGCUGUUUCAGGUGGCCAUGGGCUUAUUGCAGGUGGGCUUCCUGGUGCGGUACCUGUCCGACCCACUGGUGGGGGGGUUCACCACGGCGGCCGCGUUACACGUCUUCAUCUCGCAGAUCAAGAUCGUGCUCUCCGUCCCCACCGACAGCCACAACGGCCCCUUCUCCAUCUUCAAGACACUCAUUGAUGUUUUCACCAACAUUCAUCAAACAAACGUGGCUGAUCUUGUGGCCGGUUUGCUGACGAUUGCCGUAGUGAUGGCUGUGAAAGAGGUCAACGCCAAAUUCCAGCACAAGAUUCCCGUCCCUAUCCCCAUUGAAGUUCUGGUGACCGUGGUAGCGGCGGGGGUUUCUUACGCCGUGGACCUGGACUCCCGCUACGGCGCCAGCAUUGUCCGAAGCAUCCCGCGGGGGUUUGUGCCACCCCAGGCCCCAAACACAGAGCUGUUUCUGGAGAUUCUUGGCUCCAGCUUCUCCACUGCAGUGGUAGGGUAUGCGGUGGCUGUGUCUGUGGCUAAGGUCUAUGCUGCCAAACACGACUACACCAUUGAUGGCAAUCAGGAGCUGCUGGCGUUCGGCGUAAGUAAUGUUCUGUGCGGAUUCUUCUCCAGUUUUGUGGCCAGCACAGCGCUGUCCCGGACGGCAGUGCAGGAGAGCACUGGGGGGAGAAGCCAGGUUGCUGGCAUCAUCUCUGCCGUCCUGGUGAUGGUUGUAAUCCUGGCCCUAGGGAACCUUCUGGAACCACUGCAAAAGUCUGUGUUGGCGGGGAUCGUGAUCGCUAACCUGAAAGGAAUGUUCCUACAGGUCACGGAAGUUCUGUCGCUGUGGAGACAGAACAGGACAGACUGUUCCAUCUGGAUAGCCACCUGUGUGGCGUGCGUGGUGCUGGGGCUGGAUGUGGGACUAUUAGCAGGCCUGGUCUUUGAGAUGGCCACUGUCGUCAUCAGAACACAGUUUCCUUUAUGUUCAUCCCUGGGAAAUAUCCCUGGAUCUGACAUCUAUAGGAACAUGAAGGACUAUAAAAAAAUUGCCGAAGUUCCUGGAAUAAAGAUUUUCAAGUGCAACUCACCCAUAUAUUUUGCCAACAUUGACUACUUCAAGGAGCGUCUAAGAGACAUAGUGGGGUUUGACGCAGUGAGGGUUUUUAAGAAGAGGAACAAGGCACUGAAGAAAAUCCACAAGCUCAUCAAAAAAGGAAAACUGAAGGCUUCUGAGAAUGGAGAGCUGUCCGUGGUGUCCCUGGGCGUGGACAACGAGGCGUUUGAGAGCGAGCAGGACCCAGAGACAGUGGACGUGCGCGUGGACUGGACCUCAGACCUGCCUGUCAGUGUGUCGGUGCCACAGGUUCUGAUCCACAGCCUGGUGCUGGACUUCUCUGCAGUCUCCUUCCUGGACGUGGUGGCAGUAAAGUCCUUAAGACUGGUCAUUAAGGAAUUCCUGCGAAUAGGUGUCAGCGUGUACAUUGCUGCCUGUGAUGACGACCUAAUCAGGAGAAUGGAGAGUCUGGCACUCUUUGAUGAUGUCGUGACCAGAGACCUGCUCUUCCUCUCAGUGCAUGAUGCCAUCCUCUUCAUCAAACUUGAAGUGGCCAGUAAAAACACAUCCAAUCCUAUCAUAGACAAGGAACCUUUGCCUUUCACUGAGGAGGAGGACCUGAUAGAGACCUACGAUAACCAGCCAAGGGCCAUCCAUGAGCUGUCCAACUGAGGACGCUAUGCAGGCGGUCCUGAACCUACUUAUGCCACACCCAGCACACAUUGUUGUGUCCAACGGGAAGAGUGGACGGGCAGGACACACUUCAGGCCCCUCUUCAUAUUCAAGACAGGACUUUCCUCCUCUGUGUAUCCAUAUGAGAUUUAUCUUCCUUUUUGAACUGAGGGGGCAUCCAGAGGUUAAGGAUGAUUCACCCAUGAAUGACCUUUUUCAAUACUAAUAUCAGACCCAAAAAUGUUUUGAACCGUUUUGAAUAAAGUAACGUCAGGCACACCUUUCCUAAUAACGUGGUCACACUCCGUAGCCCUGGAGAAUUGGAGUUUGUCUUGCGAUUGUCUAACGAGAAAUGUGAAAACACAAACAAAAACACCACCGGAUGCGCUCAUCUCCUGGUAGCUCCUGAAGCUCAAUGGAAGUAUGUUGGGUGGACAAAUAAACAAACUCCCUCCUCUUUUGUUCUGCCUGACCCUACCAGACUCUGUGUGGUUGUGGUGUGUGUCUGUGUGUGUGUGUGUGUGUGUGUGUGUGUGUGUGUGUGUGUGUGUGUGUGUGUGUGUGUGUGUGUGUGUGUGUGUGUGGUGGGGUACAUGAUUGGGGUGGACUCAAACAACCUCGUAUGAACCCACAGAUGACGUGGACGGUUUGGCCAUCAGCUUUUGACUAGAAGACUCCGGGCCUUUCUCUUUGGUCCACCAGUACACACUCUGAGUCAGGUCAGGUCCUGGUCUUCUGUGAAUCCUGUGUCAGACUCCGAAAGCUAUCAAAACAACACGAUUCACUGGAUGGACUGUUUUGAUUUAACAAACAAAAAGACAGGCCUUUGUCAUUAAAAAACAAAACAAAACAUUGUGUCUCAUUAUUUAUUGUGAGCAAGGACAAAGUCAUGGAGAUAAACAUUUUGUUGAUCAUUAUGUCUCUGUAUAUUCCAUUUUGUGUGUUUAAUGUAUAUACAUCAUGUUAUAAUCUAUACAUUAAUAAAAUACCUUUGUUACA
Messenger RNA from Clupea harengus (Atlantic herring), 3712 nucleotides. It is a transcript of the gene slc26a4, whose product is annotated as solute carrier family 26 member 4. The record is from RefSeq and is a predicted model, not a curated record. Gene Ontology annotation, biological process: sulfate transmembrane transport. Gene Ontology annotation, cellular component: membrane. Gene Ontology annotation, molecular function: secondary active sulfate transmembrane transporter activity. NCBI's taxonomy places the organism in Eukaryota, Metazoa, Chordata, Actinopteri, Clupeiformes, Clupeidae.